Molecule: messenger RNA, 798 nt
Organism: Rubroshorea leprosula
Lineage: Eukaryota; Viridiplantae; Streptophyta; Magnoliopsida; Malvales; Dipterocarpaceae
Source: the annotation of a GenBank genome assembly
GAUUUAAGGCACGUGUUCCAUAAUAGUCGGCUUCACCACAUGGCAUCAUGUUAUAUAUUUUUAUGUUAUACAGCAAGCAAAAUAAAAUGGCGAGCUUGACUCUGAAAGUACCGAACUUGAGAUGCUUCUCUGUGUCUGCCUCAUCCAAUGGUACUCUCUUUCUCCAUCGACUACAUUUGUUGUAUGUGGGGGCUCCUCCGGGAGCUGGUUCACAAAGUGGGGGCCCGGUGAUUUCGAAGCUUCCUCCUGAUGAGAUAAGGAGACCCCUAAUGCGAACCAGAGCUAACGAUCCAAACAAGGUGAAGGAACUCAUGGAUAGCAUCAGAGAAAUUGGCCUUCAAGUACCUGUUUCUCUGGUUGUCACCAAUAUGAGGCUCACCAGUGCCUUAGGCUCCCAACCAUACGCUGCAAAGUUAGACGUGGAACAAAAGAAAUGCUCAGGUUUUUGUUUUAAUUAGUCUUGUUAGUUUUCUUCUGAACUUACAAACACAUUUAUGCCCUUGAUAUCUUCAUUUUCCAGGUAUCAUCUACGCUAAAGUGAUAUUCCCUUUCUAGAGUGCAUUUACUGCUGCAACGAUACCAUAUAUACUCCAGGAAAGUCCUGCAAAUGAUGUAUAGUUACAAUUUACUUGUGCAAAUUUCUGUUUAUAUUUUUCCAGUUUCCUUUCCAUUUCUGAAUACUGAAUAUUACAUAUGGAUAGAUACAUACUGCCAACACAAUGCUAGAAAAGGAAUCAUAUGUUACAGUUAGCUCAGUAUCUUCAUAUCUCAUGCAGCAUAUAAAGACAUUACUGUUUU